AUGUCGUACAAAAUACGGGAGGCGACUCAUUCGGACAUCCCAUCCCUCGUAGAUGUCUAUUUCGAUGCAUUCGGUGACCACCCUGUCACCCGACGCGUUUUCAACUCAAAUCCAGAACAUGUGCGAAAAUUUUGGUUAGAUCCGCUGGCAUCUGAUCGGCAAAAACCGACCGAUCAUUUCUUGGUUUUGACUGACCCAAAUUCCGCAACACCGGAAAGGAUCAUCGCAUUUGGAAUAUGGCGGGAGUACUUCACGACGGCAUCCUCCCCUCCGCCGCCAGCACCCGUUAGCUGGCCCAAAGAUGCUGACCUAGCCUGUGCCGAAGAAUUCUUCGGGACCGUAGGGAAAAUGCACAAGAAUAUCAUGGGGAAUCGUCCGCAUUGGUAUCUAGACAUUUUAGGUGUUCGAGAGGAUUCUCGGGGAAAAGGUGCGGGUAAGCAACUACUGAGAUGGGGCAUAGCUAGAGCCGACGACGCAGGUCUCGAGGCUUUCCUUGCUGCCAGCCCAGCUGGAGCUCCUCUUUGUAAGUGUGACGACUCUAUCGUUCGGCUCAAUCGAAAGAUGACGGUGAAGAUCCUAGAAUUGUAG
Messenger RNA from Daldinia decipiens, 588 nucleotides. Its product is annotated as acyl-CoA N-acyltransferase. The record is from RefSeq and is a predicted model, not a curated record. The transcript is spliced from 2 exons. Lineage: Eukaryota; Fungi; Ascomycota; Sordariomycetes; Xylariales; Hypoxylaceae. Bases 1 to 588 code for a protein of 195 amino acids. Gene Ontology annotation, molecular function: acyltransferase activity, transferring groups other than amino-acyl groups.